Messenger RNA from Acomys russatus (golden spiny mouse), 881 nucleotides. It is a transcript of the gene Ubl3, whose product is annotated as ubiquitin like 3. Bases 136 to 489 code for a protein of 117 amino acids. The transcript has 5 exons. The record is from RefSeq and is a predicted model, not a curated record. Gene Ontology annotation, molecular function: protein binding. Lineage: Eukaryota; Metazoa; Chordata; Mammalia; Rodentia; Muridae.
UCGUUUUUGGAAAAGCUCAGCACGAACCGAUCAGAACUGAAGGGUUUUCUUUUGCUUUUCCGAAGCUCCGGCACUUCUGCUCUUGUUUUUGUUUUGUUUUCUACGUAAACCUCUGGCCCACUCUCAAAAGGCAAGAUGUCCAGUCAUGUCCCGGCGGAUAUGAUUAACUUACGCCUCAUCUUGGUGAGUGGAAAGACGAAAGAGUUCCUCUUCUCCCCCAACGACUCCGCCUCCGACAUCGCAAAGCACGUGUAUGACAACUGGCCCAUGGACUGGGAAGAAGAGCAGGUCAGUAGCCCAAACAUUCUGCGACUCAUUUAUCAAGGCCGAUUCCUCCACGGAAAUGUCACCCUAGGAGCAUUAAAACUUCCUUUUGGCAAAACCACAGUGAUGCAUUUGGUGGCCAGGGAGACCCUGCCAGAGCCCAACUCACAAGGUCAGAGGAACCGGGAGAAGACGGGUGAGAGUAACUGCUGUGUGAUCCUGUAGCGCGUCGCAGCAUGUGUGUCGGUCUGUUGAUGCUGCUUAGACCCAGGAGAUUCAACAGUUUCCGACACCUGUAGGACAGUCGCCUGUACAUCCAUGGGACUGAAUUGCUCAUGCACUGUCAUCUCUUCUCACAAAGUAAAAAGAACCGAGACCACUUCUGCUCUGGCCCUUUUAUUCCUUGGAUCGCUCUUGUGUGUGAGCAGGUGAAGUGCGCGGUGGUGUCCGGGGGGAGCAGCACGUCUGCUGCCACAGACUCGCCACAGACUCCUCCACGCAAGUCAGAAAGCGAGCGUUGCAAGGACAAUUUGCACUAAAAAAAAAAAAAAAAAGGUUAUUAUUUUCCUCAUCAGCAGACUCUGCAAGCAUUUGUGGUGCCCAGAAGUGCUGUGUGC